AUGGCCGAGUCCCAGCUCGGCUGCCUGGACGAGGCGCACGUGAACGAGAAGGUGACCGCGGCGCAGGCAUCCUUCUACUACUGCGAGCGGCGGCGGGCCGCGCUCGAAGCGCUGCUGGGCGGCGGCGAGCAGGCCUACCGCGAACGGGUCAAGGAGGAGCAGCUGCGGGACUUCCUCUCCAGCCAGGAGCGUCAGGCCCUCGGCGCAGCCUGGAGCCCCUACGAAGAAGUCGCCGCCGCCGCCGCCGCCCGGGGCAAGAGCAAGGCCGUGGCCGAGACCCCAACGCAGGCCGCGGCCGAGUCCGGCGAGUCCCUGGCCUACUGGCCCGACCGCUCCGACACCGAGGUGCCCCCGCUGGAGCUGGGCUGGACCGAAUCUUGCUUCUACCGCGGCGUGAGCCGCGUCAGCCUCUUCACUCACCCCCCUAGGAAGGAGAAGGCGCCCCACCUGAAGCAGGUGGUCCGGCAGAUGAUCCAAGAGGCCCAGAAGGUCAUUGCUGUGGUCAUGGACCUCUUCACUGAUGGUGAGAUCUUCCAAGACAUCGUGGAUGCUGCCUCCAAGCGCCGAGUCCCCGUGUACAUCAUCCUGGACGAGGCAGGCGUGAAGUACUUCCUGGAGAUGUGUCAGGGCCUGGAGCUCUCUGACUUCCGUAUUCGGAACAUCCGUGUCCGCUCUGUGACAGGUGUUGGCUUUUACAUGCCCAUGGGGAAGAUCAAGGGGACCCUGUCAUCCAAGUUCCUAAUGGUAGAUGGUGAAAAAGUAGCCACUGGAUCCUACAGAUUCACCUGGAGUUCCUCCCACGUGGACAGGAACCUUCUCCUCCUCCUGACGGGGCAGAACGUAGAGCCCUUCGACGUGGAGUUCCGGGAGCUGUACGCUGUCUCCGAGGAGGUGGACUUGUACCAGCAGCUGGGCCUGGCAGGAGGCGCUGGCAGGCUGGGCCUCAACUACGCCUCCACGGUGGCUCGCAAGCUAAUCAACCCCAAGUACACCCUGGUGGCAGGCGGCCGCCACCCACCUGGGGAGAUGAUGCGCUGGGCUGCCCGGCAGCAGCGGGAGGCCGGCAGCAAUGCAGAGGGGCAGGAGGAGGGCAGCAAGGGCGGCGAGUCAGCACGGCGCCUGGAGAGUUUCCUGCACGACCUGGUCACGCUGGAGCAGGUGCUGCCCCCCGUGGAGCCCGUUCUCUCGGGAGAGCUGAGUCAGGAUGGCAGGGUGGUCUCCCACCUGCGUGUGGACCUGAAGCCCAGACCCCGGGAGGCCCUUGCCCGAAACGGCAGGGGAGAAGCUGCCAACGGGGAGGCCACCGCGGCCAAGGAGGGCAGGCGCUUCAGCAGCAGGUUCUUCAGCCGGCGGUCCAAGAGGCCCGCAGCGCCCAAUAGCACGGCCGGUGCCCUCUCCCCCGAGGCCUUGGCCGAAGCGGAGUUUGUGACGGGGAAGAGGCCCAACCAGGGCUCCAGUGACGUCUCAGGUAAAACAAGUUCCAGUCCUGCCAAGGCCAGCAAUUGUGUGAUUUUGUGAGCUGCGGGCCAGCUGUCGGCAGGACCUGUGGAUGCCCCCAUCCUGUCCUGUGGAGACACAGGUCAAACCCUGCACCAAUUUGCACAUCGGACGCCUACUGGCCUCCUGCCCCAGCAGCCUCCAUCCUGGCCUCAGGGACCCUGUAUCCCAGAUGUGAGGGUCUGCAGCAUCUCAAGACAAUCACACGCCUCCACAAGACUGUCAUGGCCGGGCAGGGGGUCAGCCU
Molecule: messenger RNA, 1744 nt
Organism: Balaenoptera acutorostrata (minke whale)
Lineage: Eukaryota; Metazoa; Chordata; Mammalia; Artiodactyla; Balaenopteridae
Gene: SACK1F
Product: family with sequence similarity 83 member F
Exons: 5
Coding region: 1-1518 (505 amino acids)
Source: RefSeq, a predicted model, not a curated record